AUGUCUUCACGUUCACUGCCCGUCACUCCUACUCUCGAAGAAAAACAUAGCGGCAUUCCGACCCGGCUGGUAGAGCAGGCAAAGAGAGCAAAAGAAUUGUUGUUCUCAAGACGAACCAAGACCGAGAAUACUUCCAGUUCCAGGCGACGAGUCCAGCUACCACCCUACACCACUCAGGCAAAAUUUGAUAAUGCCAUCACUGCAUUGAAAGCCGCUGUUGGAGCUCAAUAUGUGUGUGUCAAUGACGGCGCUUUGGUGGAUGGUUGGUACAUGGAACAUCCCAAUACUCACGACAGCAAUCAUGUGGCGAACCAAGACGCUCUGGUGGCUAGUGCGGUGGUAUACCCUUCGACAACCGAAGAGGUCCAAGCCAUUGUCAAAUGGGCUAAUGAAUUCCUGAUACCAAUUCAUCCCAUUUCAAUGGGUAGAAAUCUGGGAUACGGUGGCGCUGCACCCAGAGUAUCUGGAUCAGUGGUGGUCGAUUUGGGAAAGCGCAUGAACAAAAUUCUCAAGAUCGACGGUCAGAACUACUCGUGCCUACUGGAACCUGGUGUGUCUUACUUUGCAUUGUACGAAGCCGUCAAGAAGAGUGGUCACAGUCUCUGGAUUGAUUGUCCAGACCUUGGAGGAGGGAGCGUGAUGGGGAAUGCUUUAGACCGAGGCGUCGGCUAUACUCCUUACGGUGACCAUUUCGGUAUGCAUUGUGGGAUGGAAGUUGUCCUCCCGGAUGGCACUUUACUUCGGACUGGGAUGGGAGCUUUACCAGGUGAAGAUGACACAGACAAUCUGACGUGGCAGUCAUUCCAGAAUGCAUAUGGCCCCGCCAUUGAUGGCAUGUUCAGCCAGUCGAACUAUGGUAUCGUGACAAAGAUGGGAUUUUGGCUUAUGCCUGCCACCGGAAGCCAAUCGUACCUGGUCACAUUCCCUCGGGAGGACGAUUUCGAGCAGCUUGUCGACCUGAUCGGACCCUUGGCUGCAAGCCGUGUAUUCGGAAAUGUCCCUCAGAUUAGACACGUCGUUCAAGAACUGGCAGUCACUGGAAAGCCACGGAGUCAUUUCUGGCCCGAGGGAAAUGACAAAGGCGGGCGAAUGCCGCGAUCAGUCAUAUCUCGCGAGGCAGCAAAGCUCCCUUGCGGCGAUGUGAGCUGGAUCUUUUAUGGCUGUCAAUAUGGUGAUCCAGCAACCAUUCAGUCCCAACUUGACCUCAUCAAGACCACAUUUGCAAAGGUCAAAGGCUCCAAAUUCUACCUUCCCUCAGACCUGCCAGACGAUCAUUACAUUCAUGAACGAGCGAAGGUCAACAUGGGCGAACCGGUCUUGAAGGAAUUGGACUGGUUAAACUGGCUCCCGAACGGUGGUCAUAUUGCGUGCAGUCCUAUCCUCCCCACAACUGGGAAACACGCCCGGACGAUGAUGACGAUAGCCGAAAGGUUGUAUGCGAAAUGGGGAUUCGACUCAUUCAGCACCUUAUGCGUUGCGGGUCGAGAAAUGCACUUUAUCUCUGAGAUCGUCUUUGACCGCGAAGACGCUGACAGCAAACGAAGAGCUGCUUGUCUGAUGAGGGAGCUCAUCGACGAAGGGGCUCAGAAAGGGUAUGGAGAAUACAGGACUCAUUUGUUGUAUAUGGACCAGGUCGCAGGAACCUAUAAAUGGGGUAACGGUGCAUUGGGUCGAUUCAAUGAGACCAUCAAGGACGCGUUGGAUCCCAAUGGGAUCAUAAGUCCUGGAAGGAAUGGUAUCUGGGGCAAAAGAUGGAGGGAGAAGGGUUGGAAGAGUGGACAGGUCGGUAUGCCUAGGGAGGUCAAGUUAUGA
This is a messenger RNA of Exophiala oligosperma, 1812 nucleotides long. RefSeq lists its product as uncharacterized. Gene Ontology annotation, cellular component: mitochondrion. Gene Ontology annotation, biological process: lactate catabolic process. Gene Ontology annotation, molecular function: FAD binding; D-lactate dehydrogenase (NAD+) activity; D-lactate dehydrogenase (cytochrome) activity. The transcript is spliced from 2 exons. Bases 1 to 1812 code for a protein of 603 amino acids. NCBI's taxonomy places the organism in Eukaryota, Fungi, Ascomycota, Eurotiomycetes, Chaetothyriales, Herpotrichiellaceae. The record is from RefSeq and is a predicted model, not a curated record.